This is a messenger RNA of Babjeviella inositovora NRRL Y-12698, 1500 nucleotides long. RefSeq names its product Sok1p (gene SOK1). Lineage: Eukaryota; Fungi; Ascomycota; Pichiomycetes; Serinales. The transcript has 2 exons. The record is from RefSeq and is a predicted model, not a curated record. The annotation marks the transcript as partial.
UCCACACUCAUCCCAUUGACGGCGCCGUUGCCGCCGGUCAACUUGCAGUCGCUCCGCGAGAUUGACCUUCACGAGAUCCUCAAGAACCCGCAGUUGCGGCACGAUAUCCUCUUUGACCCGCAGUUGCAGUUCAGACCCAACUUGGACGGCGAACGCGGCCGCCGCAAAAAGGCCAUGGUCGACAAGUAUUGGACGGACGUGGAAAAGGAGUGCAUGGAGUAUGCGACCGCGACCAUGCACGGCGGUGCGCCCACCAAGGUGUUCAGCGCCCAGUCGUCGCGCCUCCCGGCGCUCUUCACAACGUUGCGCGAAAUCUUGCUCCUGCUCCUCCCGCUGAAGGACCGCCCGGCAGUAAAUGACGUGAUGGACACGGAGUUGUUGAUCCAACAGUUGAACCGCGGCACGUUUGACUUUGUGUCGCUCGCGCACUGGCUCGCAGGUGUGUUCAAAAGCCACUGCGCGCCGAUGCGCGACUCGUGGGUCGACGACAUGACGGCCAAGUUCGUUGAGGCGGACAGCGAAAAGACCGUGGGCAAGCUUGUGGAGGGUCUCCGCACCAUCUUUGCGAUUCUCGAGGCCAUGAAAUUGGACGUGGCCAACCACCAGAUCCGCGUCUUGCGUCCCGUGUUGGUCGAGACUGCCGUCGAGUUCGAGCGCGACUACUUCAGCCAGAUGAUCUCGCGCUGCAAGUUGGACAUCACCGACUCGUUGAACUGGUACCGCCGUUCGUACGUGAAGCGCGAGAAGAAGAAUGGCAAGAUCAACAAGAACUCCACUCGCGACCUCCGCAACUUGUGCGUGGCCGCUAUUCUCGACCUUCUCUCGUGCCGCUACAUGGUGUCCGAGUUCCCGUCGUCGCUCACCUUCGACCACGCGCGUUUGGUGUUGCUCCGUGCCGACAUCAGACAGUCUGUAUGCUUGCAGUUGUGCACCGCGUUAUACCGCCAGCUCUUGGGCAACUACCCGCAGUCCGCCGCGUACCGCGUCCAGGCGGUGCUGAAGGCGUCACUCGACGAGUUGCGCCUGGAGAUCUUGGCCAUCAUUACCGACGACAACGGGAACGUGAAGUGGACCCGCAAUGUAGGUGCCAUCGCGCUCCAGUUGACCAAAAAAGCAAUCACCCCACCCGCCAAGCCGGUCUCGUUGUUGAAGCCUGCCACUCCGCUCUCCGGUACCGCCACCCCGCCGCCGCCACCGGACUCGCUUAUCGAGUUUGCGUUCAACUGGUUGAUCAAGCAGAUCCAGCCGUCCUCCGAGAUCUACAAGUUGAUGGAGGAGCGCGUCUUUGCACAGUUGCUCGAGAAGUCCGCCGUGGCUGGUAACCAGGACAUCGUGGGUGUGCCUACCACCCCGGCCACUGCCGUGGCUGCUGCGCGUUCCCGCUCGGGGACGCCUGCGAACAACGUGCCGGACGAUAUCCAGACGUUGAGCAUUAAAAUUUCCACCUUGGCGAGGUUUCACUGGAACGUGUUUGGGUCGUACUACACGGAGUAUGUGUCC